This is a messenger RNA of Juglans regia (Persian walnut), 609 nucleotides long. RefSeq lists its product as uncharacterized. The record is from RefSeq and is a predicted model, not a curated record. Gene Ontology annotation, molecular function: nucleic acid binding; RNA-DNA hybrid ribonuclease activity. Lineage: Eukaryota; Viridiplantae; Streptophyta; Magnoliopsida; Fagales; Juglandaceae. The transcript has a single exon. The coding region runs from base 1 to 609 and encodes 202 amino acids.
AUGUACAUUUAUGAGAAGGUUUCUCUUGAAAUACAUGUGGUGGUUAACAAUGCUUUAUCUUUGAAGUCUGAAUUCAAGCAACUCCAGGUUUUUGAUGUUCCUUCUACUCAAAUUACUAAGGUGAUUUCUUCGAAGCCUCCUCCUAUAGGCUUCCUUAAAUUGAAUGUUGAUGGGACAACUUUUCACGAUCAACAUACAAUUGGUAUUGGAGUGCUGUCAUGGGACCAAAAUGGUGAUGUGUUAGUUGCUUGCAGUAAAUUGGAAAGGGACGUGGUCUCUUCUGAGUUUAUAGAGGCUAUUAGUAUGUUAAGGGGGCUGCAAAUUUGUGUUCAAUGGGAUGCUCCGAAGAUAUUGCUUGAAACUCAUUUUUUAACUCUCGUUGAUGCUUUGAAUAAUCAUGUUGAGUACUACAUUGAUUUUGAUUUCCUUCUUCAAGAUAUUCGUAGAAUGAUGAAUUAUUAUCAAGAGGUUAAAGUUUUGCAUGUCAACAUGAUAGGUAACUCAGUAGCGCAUCAACUAGCAAGACAUGCGUGGAGUAUUAGUGAUAAUGAGAUGUGGUGGGAAUGUCCUGUUGUGAAAUACUAUACAAAGUACACAUACCAACGAUGA